Vanrija pseudolonga is the source of this 1538-nucleotide messenger RNA. RefSeq names its product 2-oxoisovalerate dehydrogenase subunit beta 2, mitochondrial (gene DIN4). Gene Ontology annotation, biological process: branched-chain amino acid catabolic process; response to nutrient. The coding region runs from base 93 to 1433 and encodes 446 amino acids. The record is from RefSeq and is a predicted model, not a curated record. NCBI's taxonomy places the organism in Eukaryota, Fungi, Basidiomycota, Tremellomycetes, Trichosporonales, Trichosporonaceae. Gene Ontology annotation, molecular function: catalytic activity. The transcript has 12 exons.
CAAUCUCUUUGUAACAACCACAAACCCAUAACCACCGCUCUAUUCUCAUUCCUACUCACCUAGACACGUCUCGGUGACAAGCCCCAUCUCGAAUGCUGUCCUCCACUAGCCGCAUGGCGCCCCUGGGCAAGAUGCUGGUCCAAAGCCGCCCCGCUCUUGCUCGCAGCACUCAGCAGCGCCGAUACCUGGCAGCCGCUGCCCAGGCUUCUGGCAAGGCAGCAGCAUCGCCAGAGGUCCCUCCGGCAAGAGCAGUUCCGUCAGAGGCAUCUGCUCAGGAGGCAGAGCCUUCCCUGGGAAGCAGCAACCUCCUCAAGUCUACCCGUGAGGCUGCUUUGGCUACUCCCGGUCUUCUUUUCGCCGAUGGUCAUGGACUUCGUGGACCGACAGGGAAGGGUCGCGAGACCCGCAAGAUGAGUCUUCAUCAAGCCAUUCGCGAUGCUCUCAAGACUGCGCUUGAGACCAACCCUAGGGCAUUUGUGUUUGGCGAGGAUGUGAAAGCUCAUGGAGUGUUCCGCUGUACCCAUGGACUGGCAGAGGAGUUUGGCCAGAAGCGCGUCUUCAACACUCCGCUCACUGAGCAAGGUAUUGCAGGCUUUGGCAUCGGCCUGGCGAGUGUGGGAUCUACUGCGAUUGCGGAGAUCCAGUUCGGAGACUACAUUUUCCCAGCUUUUGACCAGCUCGUCAACGAAGCAGCGAAGCAACGCUACGCCAGCGGUGGGGGUUACCCACUGCCAGGCGGCUCCUUUACAGUGCGAGCUCCCAUUAUGAGUGUCGGUCACGGCGGUCUGUACCACUCGCAGAGUCCCGAAGGCUUCUUCCUCGGAGCCGCCGGUCUCAAGGUAGCCGUUAUCAGGUCUCCCAUCCAGGCGAAGGGUGUGCUGUUGGCGGCCAUUCGCGACCCCAACCCUACGAUUGUCUUUGAGCCUAAGGUCCUGUACCGUGCUGCUGUCGAAGAAGUGCCUGUGGAUGACUACACUCUGCCCCUUGACAGCAUCGACACUAUCCAGGAGGGCACAGACUUGACUGUGGUUUCCUACGGAACGCCGCUCUAUACUACACUGCGCGCCAUCGAGCUUCUUACCAACCCUCCGCCAAGCCUGGUGCAAUUCCUGCCCGAGAGGCUCCGUCCCCCUAACCCAGCCCCUUCUAUCCAGCUGAUCGACUUGCGAGCUAUUAACCCUCUUCCGAUCAACGAGAUUACUGAGGCGGUCCGCAAGACUGGACGCCUGGUGGUUGUCCACGAAGCCGGCAAGAGCGGUGGUGUCGGAAACAACCUCGCUGGUGAGGUUGGCCGUCGUGCGUUCGACUACCUUGAGGCCCCCGUGGGUUUGGUCAGCGGCUGGGACAUGCCCGUCCCCCUGGCUUAUGAGAAGUUCUACCAGCCAGACGUCAUCCGUGUGUUUGACCAGCUUGUUCAAACCUUGAGCUAUUAAGCGUUGUACCAGUGAACGCUACAUUAUACAAUGCCGCAUUUCGCGGCCCCUCCGCAAAGAAGUCCACAUGUACCGCGCAGACUAUGCAUUCUCGAUGGAAUAGGA